AUGACGGACCCCAAAGCAACGAUUGGCAAGUGGAAGGAUGUCCUGGAGAACCGCAAAGCCGACGACAAAGAUGAACUCCUAGUCGCGGUGGCGGAUGGAGAACUGCCCGAGAUUGAGAGACUCUUCGCGGAGUUGAAGGCCGAUCGCAGUGCCGAGGCUUUGAUUGCAGCAGUCCGAAUGGAGGCCACGACUGAGGUCGUUUCGCUGUUGCUGGAGCAGAGAGCUUCGCCCUCUCUGUCGGACAGGCAUGGAUGGACGCCGCUCGUGGUGGCCGCGGCAAAGGGCAAUCCGGACCUCGUUCGUUGUCUGCUGGAUCAUCGGGCGCAGGCACAUUCAGAUCCCGAGACCGGUGAGGGUGAGAAGAGAGUCGUGACACCCUUGCACGCAGCUGCCAGCUUUGCAAGCCUCAAGACGCCCGUCAAGACGGACAAGGAAAAAGGUGAGACGAUAGCCUACCACUUUGCCUACAACUUUGUGCGAGUGGCCAGCAUACUGUUGCAGAAUCGUGCCGAUCCAAACGUGGAGUUGCAGUGGGAGGGCCAUCGAUCCACAUGCCUUCUUGCAGCUGCCAGCUCCGAGGCACCGUACAGUUAUGCCCUGGACAUGAUACAUCUCCUACUGAUGCAACGAGCAGACCCAAAGAUCACAAUAGAAGAUCGCACGGUGCUGUCGGUGGCUGCCGAAGGACGAGCCGAAUACUUGCUGGAAGACCUGCUGCGUGGCGAGGGGGAGGAGUACACUGACCUGGUGCAGAGUCUGCUGCAAGAGGUCAAACCUGCACAAGGCUACACCCGCCAGCCGCAGAGAUUGCAGGAGCCCGUGCGCACCAUUCUUGGGCGGGGGAACAUUGAGCAGGUUCAGAAGAAGCAAUGGAGCGAGCGCGGCUGUGACUGGGAUUUGGAAUUGCAGAACUUGCGCUAUGCGCCGACAGUCCAAGUGUCGUUACGAUCUCUUCGCAUCCGUGCGUCUGUGGCAUGCGACCCCCGAGUGCUGAACGCUGUGGCGCAGGCUGCUAACGACGAAACCUUGGCCAGUGAUACCGUGGAGGUCAUCACUACUGCGGCAUGGCUGCAGUGGCGCGCGGUCACCGCCAUAGACGUCUGUCUGGAUGCUGUGGCGAUUGCUUGCCUGUGUAGCGUCACCAUCUCCUGCCGUGCUGGUGGUGAUAUGAAAGCUCGGCUUUCAUUCGCUGUUCUGAUCCUCAUUCAGGUGAAAGAGGCUACUGAAUGGAUCGUGCACUUCUUCUACUUGUCUAGAGGAGUCUUCGGUUUGUUGCUCAAACAGUAUGUCUUCUUUGAACCAGUCAAGGGCGAAGACUGGCAUGAAAGCGUGUCUGGGCAGGGUGCAGGAGUUCUGGAAACCUUUGCUGAUUUGCUCUUUCUGGUCGUGGGUUGUGCCGCCAUUGCAAGUCAGAUGGAGCUCUGCAAUGAGGAGCGGAUGGACAAGGUGUGGAUGCCAUGGUUUUGCUCGAUGUAUUGGCUACGAUUUGUUUACAGUUUACGCGGGGAGCGAUGGCUGGGAAUAUAUCUUCUCCCAAUUCUGUCCGCGGUGCGAGAUACCUGGGCCUUCUUCUUCGUCACCUUCCUUUGCGUCGGAGGCGCUACCCACGCCUACAUUAUCUUGGACCCUCGAGGAGGAGACCCCCUCCCGAUCUACUCUGCGCUUACCCACACGGUGCGCCUCGCCAUCUUCGGAGACUUCGACCUCUUCGAGUACCAGGGCCAGGACACCACCUUUGAACUGAACACGGAGUCCAACGAGUGGCAGCCCAAAGAUCCAAGCCCCCGUGACCUGGGCUCAGAUGGCUCAGAUUGGAUUUGGAGCUACGCCUACCUUCAGCUCUCCUUCUUCAUCACCGGGAUUGGCAUCACGGUGCUGCUCAUGAACCUCUUAAUCGGCAUUUUGGGGCAUAACUACGAUGCACACCAGGACCGCGCGCAGGUCCUCCUCGUCCAAGCCCGGGCCCGCAUGUUGCAGGAGCAGCAGCGCAGGCCCUGGAGUAGGGCCUUCACUUGGCUGAAAGGACGCCUGAAGCCUGAAGAAACGAGUCCCGACACGGACAGGCUUGCCAAGAUGACGACCAAGGAGUUGGAACAUGAAUUCUUUAACCCUGCACGCUUGCCACGGCAGUACCGUUACCCUGCUAUUGUGGGCAUCGUCUUGCUGAGUUCUCUUCGGACGAUCAUGGGCAAAGACGUCUUUGAUCAUUUUCUCGCAGGUGCAGUGUACCGGCCCGUGGUACAGAACCGCAGCCUGGCCUUUGUCAUCUUGAUCCUGUGCCCACUGCUCUUGGUUCUGUCCCUCGUCAUUUGGGUGACCUUCUGGCCGCUCUGCCUGCUAUUCCGGAUCCAAGGCGUGCGCUAUGAGCUCAACCUCGCUGUCUUCGGUAUCUUUCACACGAACUUCGCUUCAGAGUGCCACAUCCUGGCACUCGUUCGGAGGGAGGAUGGAAAGACCGACCUAAAGGAACGGAUCGAGAAGCUGGAGGACCUCGUCAAGGCCUGCAGCGUGACGUUGUGA
This is a messenger RNA of Symbiodinium sp. CCMP2592, 2520 nucleotides long. Lineage: Eukaryota; Dinophyceae; Suessiales; Symbiodiniaceae. The record is from the annotation of a GenBank genome assembly.